UAAAAGAGUGAUAAACGCUGUAACAUCAUUCGUCAUUUCCUUUGAUCACUCAUAAAGACUCACAUUGCUUCCUGGUCUCAAUCUGUUGUCCAGGAGCCUCUGUGGUCGGUUUUAUCAGCCUUCAACUCUCAAGCCAUCUGAAUAUCCUGAUCAUGGCUGUGACCAACCAACCAGGCAGAUACCAACCUUCUGAUUUCCAGACAGGCCUGUGUGAUUUCUGUGAUGACUGUGGAACUUGCUGCUAUGGUCUGUGUUGCUACCCAUGCCUGGGCUGUACCAUUGCCAGUGACAUGGACGAGUGCUGCCUGUGUGGUCUGAGCAUGGCCAUCCGCAGCGUCUACAGGACCAAAUACAACAUCAAUGGUUCACUGUGCAAUGACUUUAUGGUGGUCAUGUGCUGUCCCGUCUGUGCUACCUGCCAACUAAAGAGAGAUAUUGACCGCAGGAAGGAGCAAGGCAUUUUCUGAAAGGAUACUGCUGUGGCGCCAGAGAGGUUGUAAAUCUGCCAGACUUCUGUGCUGUUGAAGAAUUUAAAGAUACAGCCCAUUCUCUUCCUGAUUCAUUCAAUUGUUGAUUAAAUGGUGUAAUGCCUAUUAUAACCUUUAAUGGGAAAUGAUCGUUGAAAUGUUUCUUUUUCUGUAUUUUCGACAAUCCUCUGAUGAAAACAACUUUCAAAUCUUUCAGCCAGUUAAACAUUAAGAGGCUGGGGUGCACCUUUACAGUGGGGAACAGUAUCAUGAUUUAUUGUUACCAUAAAAUGCAAUUUUAACUAUGAUGUCCUUAGCAGUUGGCUAAAAGUGGGGAAACCUAAACUGCACAGCACUGCCAUUAGUUUGACUGCAGACAGGAACACAGCAUGUAUAGUUUUUUUUUCCAUUAGUAACAUCAGUCUGAAGCUUGAUUACAGGUAUAUCUUAUGUGUUCAAACUAUACAUGAAUAACAUUGCCUUCAGCAAUCACCUUAGGGGUGGAAUGUGUAUUAAGUGGACCCUGAUGAUCUUCUGAUCUGGAUACUAAAUGAGUAUAAUGUUUUUAAAGGUGUACCUUAAUAAAAAAAAUAACUUGUAACUUCAAA
Messenger RNA from Lates calcarifer (barramundi perch), 1075 nucleotides. Its product is annotated as placenta-specific gene 8 protein. The coding region runs from base 153 to 467 and encodes 104 amino acids. Lineage: Eukaryota; Metazoa; Chordata; Actinopteri; Centropomidae. The transcript has 5 exons. Gene Ontology annotation, biological process: positive regulation of transcription by RNA polymerase II. The record is from RefSeq and is a predicted model, not a curated record.